CUACACACACACACACACACACACACAUACACACACACACACACACACACACACACACUGCUCCACAACUGGCAGAAAAAAAGAAAAACCUCAGACAUGGAUGACCCACUCACAAAAUGGCUCCACUUACACAGUAACAUCAACAACACGGCUGGAGCGGACGUAGUGGACUCGAGCGAGUGGUGACGGAAUAAAAAUGAUGGAAAAACGGCAACCGGAGCUUCGUCCUGGAAGUCCUGAUGCGGAGUCUGGUCCUGGAAAGCGGGAGGACUCCUCCAUCAUCUCCAGACUGAACGGAUGCAAGGGGGAAGAGGAGCCGAGGCGAGAGGAGGGGGAGAAGGAGAGGGGAGGGAGCUUCAAGGGGGUUGAGGAGACGGAUGACGUUCCUCUGCAGAACUCGAGCAACGGGACCAGCAUCAGCAUCAUCAUCAACGGCGUUGCCAAGGAAACUGCCUCUCACAACGCCCUUGACCUGAAAAGGGAAGUGCCGGUGAUCGAGCUCUCCAGGAGGGACGCUAUAAAAGCGGUGGAGCAGAGGACUGAGAGCCAUUUGGUGCCGAUCACGGAACUUCGCAGACCUCCACCGCUGCCGCUGCCGCCGCCGCAACGAGACGACGCUCGAAUGGUCCAACUGAGCCCAAACGCGUUUCCUGUCCCGGCCCGGGCGAUGCUCUACAACCUGGCGCAGCCUCUCGCCGCCAUCAACAGUCUCGGAGGGGAGUCGGAGCAGUACAGCAUGUACCCCAGCAACAGGGUAAAGCGCCGCCCGGCGCCUUAUGAGGUUGAACUCGACGAGGGUAGGCGCAUUUUAGAUCUUUAUAAGUAUGCUGGCCAGCCAAAGAUUGUACGUCGUAUCUUCACUAACAGCCGUGAACGUUGGCGGCAGCAGAACGUGAACGGGGCGUUUGCGGAGCUACGCAAACUCAUCCCGACUCACCCCCCAGACAAGAAGCUGAGCAAGAAUGAGAUCUUGCGGCUUGCUAUGAAGUACAUCAGCUUCCUCUCCAACCUCCUGGAGGACCAGGAUGGAGGGAGGAAUGUUGGCAGCACAACCGAUGGGGAAACAGGGCUUCUGGUUGGGGUCGGGGCCCACGAAGGGGGCCCUCAGGGUGGACCACAUCAGGACACAGUGGUGGGCUUGGCCAGGGACGAUCUUCUGGAGACAAUGUCACCGGGCUCUAGUUGUGGAAGCCUGCCUGAUGAUGAUGCCGAGGGCAGUCCUGAAAGCUUUAUGGAGGACCAGGACUCGCCUCCGGCUCCAAGGACUCUAACGGCUUCACGCGGACCCCCACUGCAUCUAGCUGGUAGAGAUCUGAGGCGCAAUGGCCGCCCUUCAGAUGGCUCCAGUCGCCGAUGAUGCCGAUGCCAAUAGACCACGGACACAUAACCUGAGACUGAGAGAGAACAAUGAGAGGGACUAAGAAAGAGAUGGAUAUGCUCAGGACCCUUUACCCUUGAGUCAGUGUAGGAAAGAGAAUCAAGCGCCAAGUAGUGAGAUAGUGGAGUACGAUGCUGUCUCCACACUACAUCUGAGGCAGCACUGAUAAAAAGCUUUGUUUGACUGGUGAUCGAAUUUGAUCCAACAAAAGACUUGUAAAUUCUGCAUGUCUCAUGUCUUUGACUGACCUGCGGAUUCUAACUUUAUGUGUUUUGAAAGUCCAAAGACUGGAUGCUCUUAAAUCAUUUUUAAAAACACACAAAAAAAGAAAAACCAAACAAAAGAUCAAUCAAGACACUAAGCAAAGAUGUGUUACAUUGAAAUUUGAACCAAUACUUCACUUAUAAUACUAUUGAUUUCAGUAUGGUGCAGCUGCAAGUACACGGCUCUAAAACAUAAAUUAUUAAACCCUGGAAAUUUAUGCCCAACAAAUCUAAUGUGUUAAAACAAUGACACAAAAGUUUGCCUCAUUUGGAGGCCGUAAGUGAACCGACUGCACUCUAAUGUACCCAUGCAGUUACGUAUGUAUUGUAAAUAGCAUUAUAUUUCCACUGCACAAUGUAACAACAGUGACUCAAGUUCAAGUCAUGUGGUUUAAGAUGUACUGUAGCGUGUUUGUCAAUGGGUUUACUAGCAAAAUGGUCUUUUGGGAGACAUGAAAAAAGGAGAGAAGAGACGAGAUGAACUCGAAAUGUAAAGCACGCAA
Molecule: messenger RNA, 2144 nt
Organism: Centropristis striata (black sea bass)
Lineage: Eukaryota; Metazoa; Chordata; Actinopteri; Perciformes; Serranidae
Gene: tal1
Product: T-cell acute lymphocytic leukemia 1
Exons: 4
Coding region: 197-1357 (386 amino acids)
Biological process (GO): regulation of transcription by RNA polymerase II
Molecular function (GO): RNA polymerase II cis-regulatory region sequence-specific DNA binding; DNA-binding transcription factor activity, RNA polymerase II-specific; protein dimerization activity
Source: RefSeq, a predicted model, not a curated record